Aegilops tauschii subsp. strangulata is the source of this 912-nucleotide messenger RNA. RefSeq lists its product as uncharacterized. NCBI's taxonomy places the organism in Eukaryota, Viridiplantae, Streptophyta, Magnoliopsida, Poales, Poaceae. The record is from RefSeq and is a predicted model, not a curated record. Gene Ontology annotation, molecular function: zinc ion binding.
AUGGUUUUCGAAGACGAAAGGAGUGAGGAGACGUCCAGCCUGACGUACAUGCACUCGACCUCAUCCACGGACAGGCUUAACCAGGUCCCUUUCAGCGUUGAAGAUCCAGAUUACCAGGGGCUUGAGUUGGAAACGAUGUCGCCAUGUGAGAAGCACGGGAAGGCAUAUGAGAGGCUUGUCGCAUUUGAAGGAACAGACACAGGGAGAAGGUUCUUAGCAUGUGCAGAGCCGGAAGGGCAGAAUUGUGGGUUUGUUGAAUGGGUUGAUCACCAGUGGCCCCCAACAAUGCAAAAUGCAUUGUUGAAGCUGUGGGCAAUGGUUGAAGAUAGCAGGAGUGCUAGGGUGAAUGAUAAUCUUGAAAGUUCUUUCACUAUCCACCAUCUGACAGAAGAGAAGAACAAGUUGGAGGCCAACUAUGAUAAGCUAGUCCAAGAUGUGCAUGAGCUUAUGAGCUUCCAGAAGGAGAGGGUGGUGGAUUUCGGACAUCUGCAGUCUGCCAUUACAUAUCAGCAUGAAUGCAGAAGUGAACUGGUGGCUGAUAUGAAGGCACAGAUGGCAAAGAGAGAUGCAGAGUCUAAGAAGCUUAAGCAGAAUUAUGAAGUGCUACUGAACCUGACAAGAUCUCAAGCUACAGUCAUCCAGAACCUGAAGUUGAAGCAUAUUACAGACAAGCAGUUGCUUAGUGAAGCUAAGAUGAACUUGGAGUUGAAGAAUGCAGAGCUCACAAAGUCUGAGGAGAAGCUCACCCAAGAUAAGCUAGAGUUGAAGUUUCAGGUUUUAGAUUUGCUUAAGGGAAAGGAAAAGCAUGGUGAAGAGAUGGUGCAGCUAGAGCUUCAGUUUGCUGAGCUGAUGAAGGCAGAGGAGAAGCUGAAGGAGAAGAUCAAGGGGAUCCAGGCCAUCUUAGAGAAGUGA